Molecule: messenger RNA, 2103 nt
Organism: Zasmidium cellare ATCC 36951
Lineage: Eukaryota; Fungi; Ascomycota; Dothideomycetes; Mycosphaerellales; Mycosphaerellaceae
Exons: 3
Coding region: 1-2103 (700 amino acids)
Source: RefSeq, a predicted model, not a curated record
AUGGCUGAACCAGCGGAGUCUACACAAUCAACAACAACAAGCACGGUGCAAAAUGACACGGGCAACAAUAAUGAACGUGCGGCUCCAAGAAGACGACGUAGCUCUCACAAGAACCCCAAACCAAAGGCCCCUUCUGGUGACAACUCGUUUCGUUUCUUCGUGGUCGAUCACCCUACCAAACUGAAAGACAAAGCUCAAAUGAGACAGAACCGUCAACAUGUCAUGCACGACUACCUCGACAAGGAGCGCAAGAAGCCAGGGAGCACAGAUGCUCGGGUCACUGGCAACAGUGGCACGGCUAGGAAACGCAAGCGGCUCAAUCCAAGUUUACCAGGCACUUCGGACAACCCGAGGGCGCCUGCGACCAUCUUUGCGACGAGGGGCAUCUCCGUGUCUUCAGGGAGCACAGAAGGGUCUAGGCGAUCAGCGAGCGUAUCAUCACCCAUUGAGGAAGUUGAGGAGCCGAGAACUAGUAGGCCCAAGAGCACGCCUCGACGAAGUAUCAGGUUCGCGGACGAUAUCACACCGUUGGUCAAGGGCAUUUCUGGCGGCUUCAACAACUCUCGAUACCUGCGGACUUCCCCGUACGACUUUCCUCCCAUAUCCAGCUACAUAGGCUCGAAUCUGAACCCCUUCGAUACCUGGGCCAAGUUUUCGGAUCCACUACUAGACGUAGAACAACUGAAGUGGAGCUGCUCACGAAAGUUCGGCAGUCAGGGCAUCUCACAACAUUGGGUGCCGACUCUGCUGAAGGCCAAGCAUGCCUUCCUCAGCACAGUUUGCAUCUCCUCCUCACAUGAUGACAUCAUGCGAAGGGGCAUACAAGCGCCGCACGAAAGGACACCGUAUCAAUCAACGGAUCGCAUGAAGGUCAGGGGCGAAGUUAUUGCCAUGAUCAAUCACGCCUUGCAGGAUCCCGACCUGCAGACUGCGGAUGCUACGAUUGUAUCGGUUCUUCAUCUGCUGAACAGCGAAAUCAUGGGAUGCGAUGAUACGGUCAUGAUGAUACAUCAACAAGGCCUCCACGAUAUGAUUAGAUCAAGAGGUGGACUGGAGGAGCUGGGCAUUGACGGCCAGUUGGCAUCGAUUUUGACGAUCACAAUGUACAUGAUCUCAGCCUUGCGAGAAACCGAACCUCACACCGACUUCGUCAAGUACGCAUCACAGAAACGAACGAAGCCACCAGACGACUACCGCAAGCUCCCCGAGUCACCAGUCUACUGCAGAAUGACAGGCUACUACACCAUCAACCGGGCAGUCGCCCAAGGCAGCCCAACCUGGACUCUCCUCGAAGACCUCCGACUCCUCACCAACAGCUUCGUGCGAGGAUCAGGCUCUUCCUUCGUAAGCCCCUUGACCCCAAUCCGAGUCAACGCCUCCUGGGAACAAUGCCAAAACAGCGUCUCCUCCCUCCGCGACAAAAUCUUCGCCACGAAACCCGCGAGAGAGCAUCUCGGCGAUUUCAAAGACAUGAGCGAGAAAUACACAUUCGAAGCCAUCCGUCUUAUAGGCCGCGUCUAUGCCCACGCCUUGGCAAACGAAAUCCCCUUUUCGAAAGCAGCUGCAGAGUUAGGGGGAUAUAACACCUACACACCCACUCCGCCGACGUACCCGUGCAGUAUCUCGACGGGUUCGCCGGAGGACUAUGGGGCCAUGAGCUGGCACAUCCUGAUCAAAGCAUCUCUCGUGAGGACUGACUUGAGCGAUUGCUGGGGCCACAUGGCAGGCGUCCUGUACUGGGUCGCCAUCAUCGCCGGCGCCUGCGCGAAUCCAGACUCACCCAACAACAAACCUCGCCGAGAGCUCAGCGAGGAGGAAGAAGAAGGGCGGAAAUGGCUAGCCGCUAUCGCCGUUCGCUGCUCGAUCUUACUGAGCUUCGAAUACGGCGGCGCGAUUCUCGAGAUGCUCAAACGGCUGGUUGGGAUCGAGCAGGUGCUUGCCAAAGCCGACGCGGAUAGGAGGGGCGCGGAGGUGGAGCCUGUGGUGAUAGGCGGCGUGCCUGUCGAGGAUAGAUUCGAGAGCGAGAGGGCGGGACCGGUGGAAGUUCCGUUCGUGCAGAGGACGUUUCAGGAUUUCGCGGCGGAUUUCAUGAGUGGAUGUUAA